This is a messenger RNA of Macaca mulatta (Rhesus monkey), 5218 nucleotides long. It is a transcript of the gene WBP1L, whose product is annotated as WW domain binding protein 1 like. The record is from RefSeq and is a predicted model, not a curated record. NCBI's taxonomy places the organism in Eukaryota, Metazoa, Chordata, Mammalia, Primates, Cercopithecidae.
UUAUAAAGCUCCUCUGAAGAUUGUUCUCCUUGAGUCAUUUCUGGAAAUCCAAACCCAAACAUAGACCUUUUGUACUGUGCGAGUGUUGUGUUUGGUAGAGGAUUCAGGCCCAGGGAGAACUGCUGUGACCUGCUGUUUCAGGGAGGGUAGCCAAAAGGGAUUUGGCUUACACCACCGACUAGGGAAAGUCAGAGCAGGACACCAUCCCCAGGGCCCUUGCUUGUGCAAAGCUUGCGUUAGAGAACUCUUUUCUCCCUGAACUGAACUUAGUGAAGAAAACACGACAAACCUAAGGCGGUGAACUUUUCCGAACCAAGAGUUGGUUUAAAUAUAGAUGAUCUGCCUUUCUGGCAACUUGGAGGCUGCGGUGGGACUUGUUGUACCUUUUAUAAGACAAGUGAGGAAAGAUGUUGGCACCUGUACUUGUGUAGUUUGUUUAUGAAAUAUAAACUCUCCGGUGGAAGCGAGGACUUGAAAGGGCAGCGUCCAAGGUAGCGUGUCCUACCUUAGCUGGGGAAAAGGUGCUUCUCCAAGCCCCCACUGUGAAUUGCCUCAUUCCCUAGAGAAAGUUGGGACAGCCAGGCUUCCUGUCCUAUUAUGUAUUGAGACCAACUCUGGCAGGGGUGGGGGUGGAAAAGUUUCUGUGAAACUGACAGACACUGGACUGGAUUUUCUUUCCCAGGGAGGAGAAACAAUACUUUAGGAGCUACAAAGUCAGUCCUUAUUCAGAGCAGUGUUCCUCUUUUCAAUUUUAGAGACUUGAUUUAUGUACCCCCGAGCCUACUUAGAGCCAAGGGGAUGCAGCAGCCUGCUCCCAUCUGCAACCCCCACCAUCCUCCCACAGUGGGCUCUGGCUCUAGGUGGGUCCAGGGCUGGGCAUUGCGGGUCUGCAGCACAUCCUCCUCAGUAUUCCAGCGCAGCUGUCUGAAGUUUUUUCUGCUGCGCCUGAACUGAUGUCAUUUCCCACUUGGCAGACAGCUUCGGCUUUGCUGCGUCUGAGAUAUGUCACGAGAAGGUGGGGGUGGGCCAGAACCAGGCGGGGGGAGUAGCGAGGAGAGCAGGAGACAGUGUGCCUGCUCGGUCCCAGGACUCUGUUUACUUUGCUUUGCUAAGGAAGGCUGGUGAACCAGGACCACCGCGCACACAGGCCCAUCAGGGGCAAUGCUCAUUCCAAGACCUUAACUUUUAAGAGCCCUUUGUUCCAACGUUAGUGUGGACGAUGCUCUUGCAGGAUGCCUUUCCUUUUGGGUCUUAGACAGGAUAAGGAAGCCUGUGUGGGUACCAACAAUCAAAGCUACAUCUGUGACACAGGACACUGCUGUGGACAGUCUCAGUGCUGCAACUACUACUAUGAACUCUGGUGGUUCUGGCUGGUGUGGACCAUCAUCAUCAUCCUGAGCUGCUGCUGUGUCUGCCACCACCGCCGAGCCAAGCACCGCCUUCAGGCCCAGCAGCGGCAACAUGAAAUCAACCUGAUCGCCUACCGAGAAGCCCACAAUUACUCAGCGCUGCCAUUUUAUUUCAGGUUUUUGCCAAACUAUUUACUACCUCCUUAUGAGGAAGUGGUGAACCGACCUCCAACUCCUCCCCCACCAUACAGUGCCUUCCAGCUACAGCAGCAGCAGCUGCUGCCUCCACAGUGUGGCCCUGCAGGUGGCAGUCCCCCGGGCGUCGAUCCCACCAGGGGAUCCCAGGGGGCACAGAGCAGCCCCUUGUCUGGUCCCAGCAGAAGCAGCACAAGACCCCCAAGCAUCGCUGACCCUGAGCCCUCUGACCUACCAGUUGACCGAGCAGCCACCAAAGCCCCGGGGAUGGAGCCCAGUGGCUCUGUGGCCGGCCUGGGGGAACUGGACCCAGGGGCCUUCCUGGACAAGGAUGCAGAAUGUAGGGAGGAACUGCUGAAAGAUGACAGCUCUGAACACGGCGCACCCGACAGCAAAGAGAAGACGCCUGGGAGACACCGCCGCUUCACAGGUGACUCGGGCAUUGAAGUGUGUGUGUGCAACCGAGGCCACCAUGACGAUGACCUCAAAGAGUUCAACACGCUCAUCGAUGAUGCUCUGGAUGGGCCCCUGGACUUCUGCGACAGCUGCCAUGUGCGGCCCCCUGGUGAUGAGGAGGAAGGCCUCUGCCAGCCCUCUGAGGAGCAGGCUCGAGAGCCUGGGCACCCGCACCUGCCACGGCCACCCGCAUGCCUGCUGCUGAACACCAUCAACGAGCAGGACUCUCCCAACUCCCAGAGCAGCAGCUCCCCCAGCUAGAGCAGGCCCUGCCAGCACCCACAACUUGGCAAAGCAACCAGGGUAGGGGAGAACCACGAGAGAAGCAUUAAGUGACUUUCAAAGACUUUCAGAGUACAGCCACUUGGUUCCUUUUUGUUUGUUUUCCUCCUUCUCUCCUGCAUUUUCCUCCAUCUCCAGGUACAGUUCGGGGUGUGGAUGCUUCUCCUUCCACAAGGGCACAGUGUUGUGGAGGCUAAGUUGGUUCUGUGACUCAUUCCUCAUACUCCAACUCCAUCUCCGUUCUUUAAAGUCAAAUCUCACCUACCUGUUUGGAUCAGAGAGAUGUGGUUUAAAAGCCCCCAAGGAAAGAGGCUGGGACUGUGCCCUGUCAUGAUUCUUGGUGAUGGAUUAGGUUUGUGCUCUGAUUCUAGUUUAAGAGAACGUUGCCGUGUCUCAGUCCAGGAGAGGCAGCCCAUCUUGGCCCUGGAUGAAAAAGGAAGCCCACAGAGGCCCAGGGCUUGUCACUGUGGCUGCCAGUGUCUGCCGAGCCAGCACUGAGCUAAUCCUGUGGGAGGAUGAGAGCUGCUGGGCCAUUGUAUGAUAGGUUGGUAGGGGCUUGUUGAUCUGUCAAAUUCCAGGUGACAAGAUCGAUGCACCCCAUGUGCCCUUGAGGUGCCUCUUCCCCGGGCUCUGGCUGGCUGCAGGCUGGUUCUGGUGUGAAAGAUGAUACUGCCUUUUCUUCGUUUGUUUGUUUCCUCUAAAAACAAACAGCAAAAGACAGCUGAAAACAAGAACUUCACCGGUGGGCAGGCAAGAAUUCUCUUCUGGAAACUGACGUUUGUGGCUCUUUCCCAAGUUGGCUUUCAAAGAGCCUGGCUGCCGUUGAGCCAGAAGAUGUCUUGUGUGAAGGCUGGGGUGGAAGCUGUCUUGGAACCUCUGCGAGCCGGGGGCCCUAAGCCACAGCAGUGAAUAGAGGCGCAGCGCUCGGCCCCUCUGCCCUUUGGUCUGUGUUCACAGGUGACCCGUGUCAGCCUGUGUUGCCAGCACACGCCCUGCGGGCCUUCAUGUCUCACUGUUCCGUAUGAGGAAACAGACAGCGGACUGAGGAAGCCAUGGCCCCUGAGAAAGGGCCCCUGUGGCCUGGCUCUCACACAGAAUUUUAUCUUUGAUUCUGAAGAAAUAUUUUUUGUGGGUUUUUCUUUUUUUUUUUUUUUUUUUUUUGGUGGCGGUUGUUGUUUGUUUUAAACUGACCACUUGGAAGAAAUACCUUGGUUAUCUGUGGUUUUCAUGCCUUGUCCCUGCCUCUGCCCCCACCCCUUUUGAGUCGGGUGACUCAUUUUUCUGUGUAGAGACUCGGUGGCCCAGGCAGGAGGUGGAAGCAGCCGUCCGGAAGGCCCUGGGGACGCUUGUGCCUGUUGCUCAGCUUCAGGUCACCGGCUGAGCUGUGACAGGAAAAUCCGAAUGGAGGCAGCAAACAGCCAAAACAAACAUUCCCCGCCCGGCCCUGUGCAUAUAAAGAGUCUGUUUCUUCCCCCAACUCUUGAACGAUGAUGAUAUUCAGACGAAGCAUUGAUGUUAUGGAAGAAAGAAAGAAAAAGAAAAAAAUAUAUAUAUAUGUGUGUAUGUCCAAAAACAGACAAAUCCAAGGCUGUGAGGUAAACAUGUCUGCAUUUGGAUUCCACAAAACCAAAAUCCAUGUUGAACAAAGUGAAGUCCGUACACAGUGACUUUUUGGGUGAGCCGUGUGUGUCUGUCCAUUGUGUGUGAGCCUCAAGCCCUGUUUUCCUGUGAAGAUACUUUGAGUGGCAGCCAUUCUCCCCACGUGAACCACACGUCUGGAGCACAGACAGCCCUCUCAAGGUCAUUGAUCUUACGCAUUUACUGUUUACCGAACAAAUGUCUGACUGUGUACUCGGGAGUACUCCGCAGCAUUGUCGACUGCAGUCCCCUGUGUUUGCCAGAUACUGUGCUUGAAGUAGAGGUUUUACUCUACUCAUCACUGCGAUUUGCACAUUGCUCCGUGGACACUCGGAGGCCUGUGUUAUGUUCCCUGUAAAUGGAAGCGUGCUCUGAGCCUGUCUGCCUCCCUCGGCUGCUGCUGGUCCUCGGUACCAGCCCCCAGGGGUGUCCACAACCACUUGGGACAGAAGAAGGUGGAAUUUCAGACAGAAGCUUGAUUGGGUCUUCAGUGACAGGCUUGGACUAGCUGUGGCCCAGACAUCGGCCCUGCCCAGAAUUGCCAGGAGGAGGCUUUGCAGGCUGUAGCGGGGCCACAGGGCCUGCCUCCCUCUGGUGAGUCCAACAGUCGCAAGCAAGCUAGCAUGUGGCCAGAGGCGGCCAGAGUGUGUCACAGCUCUCAGAUGCCUUUCCUUCCACCUUUUUUUUUUUUUUUUUUUUUUUUAAAGAAUCCCCAAAUAACUCACUGAAGGGUCUCAAAGGCGAACAAGUUUUACCAAAAUGAAUCCUUUUUCAGUUAACAGAUCAAAUGGAUGAGUUCUGACCCUCUCAAGUUCCUUUCCCCAGUUAGAGUGGGGAACUGGGCAAGUGUUAACUGUGGGACUCACUGCAGCGUCCUACCCUAAAGGCACGAGAAGACAGAAAUGCAACCUGCGGAGCUGGGCUUGGAUCCCAAGUCACAGUUUGGCCCCUGCUACAGGAGGCUGCCCUGCUCAGAGAGAGAUUUAAUAGGGAGCUGAAGGAAUCCUUAGGGGGCCAGGGAGAUGUGACUGAGACUGGUUUUCCACGUGAAUGAGACGGGGUUGGUGGAGGGUUUGGUGCUACAGCCAGUCGGAAGAUUUGCAAAUGCGAACACAUUCCUGUGUGGGGCACGCUACCCUUUGUCAGUUAUUGUGAAUAUGUGUAUUUUAAGCAAUAAGAUUCAGCUGGUCAGACUUUUCUGGGCAGUCUCGGUGACGCAUUUCCUGUGCUGUGAUUGUUCUGAAGACAGAGUGGCUCUAACCACUGUGAGAAGCCCGAAUAAAAAUUGAUCCCCAAAA